Molecule: messenger RNA, 6401 nt
Organism: Pantherophis guttatus
Lineage: Eukaryota; Metazoa; Chordata; Lepidosauria; Squamata; Colubridae
Gene: ACVR2B
Product: activin A receptor type 2B
Biological process (GO): protein phosphorylation; cellular response to growth factor stimulus; activin receptor signaling pathway
Cellular component (GO): plasma membrane; activin receptor complex
Molecular function (GO): ATP binding; activin receptor activity; metal ion binding
Source: RefSeq, a predicted model, not a curated record
GCUUCAGUCUCGCCUCCCGCUUGGAGCGGCAGGCACGCUGCUCGUCCGUUUCCCGAGCGGCCGAGCCGGCAAGCGAUGCCCGAAAGCGAGGCUGCCUAUCGCGCUCCGUCUGUCCCCUGCAGCAGCGCCUCCGCCACCUCUUCUCCCGGGCCGAACAGCAUAGGCGGCGGGGGUGAAGGAAGAGGAGGAGGAGGACGUGACCGAAGCCGCAGGAGCGACUCACGCUCCGUUUUGAUAACCAUGUUGGCCGUUGCCUGAGCGGUGCCUGCUCUGGAGACCCCCGGACUCCCCGAGGCAAAGUUUGUUCUGCUGGCUGUCGCCGCCCCUUGCUCUGGACUUAGACGCGCGCGAGCGAGGGAGAUUUAAUUUAAUUGGGGGAGGGGACGGAUAAUUCUAGUGAGGGGGCUACGCCGCGCCUUCUUCUCCGCCUCCUGGGCUUUUCCUCUGCCCACCCCCUCCUCCUGACGCCGCGGCUGCUGAAUAAGAAGACCAAGAAGAGGGACGCUUUGGGAAAGGGGCGGUUGGCGGAAGGCUAGCUGGCCUCUGCCGCCAGCACCCAGCAGAUCCGGAGAAGCGGAUCCUCUUCUGAUGAACGCAUCUCCGUGAACUGGAGCGGCAGCCUUGCGCCGGCAACCGGGCAGCCUGCGAUCCACCUGUCUUGAGGAUUUAAAGCCGCCCCGACAUCUCUUCUUGGCUCUCCUGUUGCGGGACUUUGAUUGCCGAGAGCUGGGAAGGAUUUUAAUCCUCCCCUUUCAUUGUUGCCGAAAAGGGACAGAGCCAGUUUUCUGAAGUCUGCCUUCCCUCCCAGUCGCCCGCUCAUCUCCCCCGCCGACCCUUCCUCGCACCAGCAGACCAGAAGCAGAAGGAAGAGACGGAGACAAAAAGGGACAAUGAAGACUUCGUGGCUAACUUUCGCCUUCCUUUGGGGAAGCAUUUGCACACGAUCCAGCCAGGGAGAGGCGGAGACAAGAGAAUGCAUUUAUUACAAUGCCAACUGGGAACUGGAGAAGACUAACCAGAGUGGAGUGGAGCGUUGUGAAGGUGAAAAAGACAAGCGCCUGCAUUGCUAUGCGUCCUGGAGAAACAACUCUGGAUCCAUCGAACUAGUGAAGAAAGGAUGUUGGCUUGAUGACUUCAAUUGUUAUGACAGGGAGGAAUGUGUGGCCACAGAAGAGAACCCACAAGUAUAUUUCUGUUGUUGUGAAGGGAAUUUCUGCAAUGAAAAGUUCACUCACUUGCCUGAACCUAAUGGCCCACAAGGUUAUGAAAAAAGGAGGCUGGCUAUGAAAAGACGUGAAGAACGGUUGCAGAAAUUGGUGGUUUAUGAGCCACCGCCUCCAAAUGCCUCCUUGCUCCAUGUUGUGGUUUAUUCCUUGUUUCCCAUGACUGCUCUCUCCAUUGCCAUUUUGCUGGCUUUUUGGAUGUACCGUCACCGCAAACCUCCAUAUGGGCACGUCGAUGUCAGCGAGGACCCCGGACCCCCACCUCCUUCUCCAACAGUUGGACUGAAGCCAUUGCAGUUGUUAGAGGUCAAAGCCAGAGGUCGUUUUGGCUGUGUCUGGAAAGCACAACUGAUGAAUGAGUAUGUGGCAGUGAAAAUCUUCCCCGUACAGGACAAGCAAUCUUGGCAAAGCGAGAGGGAUAUCUUCAACACCCCGGGAAUGAAGCAUGACAACCUUUUGCAGUUUAUUGCAGCCGAGAAGAGGGGAACAAAUCUGGAAACGGAGCUGUGGCUGAUCACCGCUUUCCAUGAUAAGGGGUCUUUGACUGACUAUCUGAAGGGGAACGUUGUCAACUGGAAUGAGCUCUGCCACGUGGCAGAAACGAUGGCCCGUGGACUCUCCUAUCUGCAUGAGGACAUCCCCUGGUGCAAGGGAGGGCAUAAGCCUGCUAUAGCCCACAGGGAUUUCAAGAGCAAGAAUGUGCUGCUGAAGAAUGAUUUAACCGCUGUGCUUGCUGACUUCGGACUGGCCGUACGCUUUGAACCCGGGAAGCCUCCAGGAGAUACUCAUGGACAGGUGGGAACCAGAAGAUACAUGGCUCCUGAGGUCCUGGAAGGAGCAAUUAAUUUCCAGAGAGAUUCCUUCCUGAGAAUUGAUAUGUAUGCCAUGGGCCUGGUAUUGUGGGAGUUGGUUUCCAGAUGCACAGCAACUGAUGGUCCUGUGGAUGAGUACUUACUGCCUUUUGAAGAAGAAGUUGGCCAACAUCCAUCCCUUGAGGAGCUGCAGGAGAUUGUGGUCCAUAAGAAGAUGCGUCCUGUGUUCAAGGACCAUUGGCUUAAACACCCUGGCAUAGCUCAGCUGUGUGUUACAAUUGAAGAAUGCUGGGAUCAUGAUGCGGAGGCCAGACUGUCAGCCGGUUGUGUGGAAGAGCGCAUCGCCCAGAUUCGCAAGUCAGCCAAUGGUAGUACCCUCGACUGCCUUGUUUCCAUCGUGACCUCUGUCACCAACGUAGAUUUGCUGCCCAAAGAGUCAAGUAUCUAAAAUCCUUGUUUGCCUUUUUUUUUCCCACUGGUCUCUUCAGACGCAGUGGAUUUUUUUUUUCCGAAAAAAAAAAAUUGCAGAAUUCAACACACACACGCAUACAUAUACAUGAAUGCAGCUGCUAUUUUCUUGACUUUUCUUGCUAUUGUUAUUAUUUGUUGUGUUGUUGUUGUUGUUGUUUUGAUUGAAUCAAUUUACCAGCAUAUUGCUCUACUGUAUUGAAAAGAGAAAAAAAAAUAAUAAGAGAAAGACAUCACUCUGAAAGCGUCCAGGUGCCGACUAAUGAAUGCAGUUACAGUGCAGGUACCUCAAAGCCUCAGUGAACUCUCUUCGUUUCUUUUUCAACCUGUUUUCUCUUCUAACUAACCUGCAAUUUUUACACCAAAUAUCAGUGAUAACAAGGAAAGAACCUACUCAUCUUCUUAUACAUGCUGCAAAAUCAAGACUGUUCCAUGAGAUCACACCUCUCAAAAAAUGGAUUUCUCCACCCCCCUACUACUACUACUACUUUUCCUUUCCUUUCUUUUCUAUUUUAGACAGUGAGCUUAAAAAAAAAAAGAAAAAAGCAGAUGUGUCUUUUACGGGUCUAACGGGUGUUGCGUUCUUUGGGGGGGGAGUGACUGAGUCGAGAAUAUUAACUCUGAUGGUAGAAUUGAAAAUGAGAAGUUAGGGCUGGGUGGAGAUGUUGGACUUUUGCAGCAUUUGGAGAAACAGUGGCUAAAGAGUUACUUCUCAGGAAAACAGUUAAUGAGAGGAUGGGCAAGUUUUGAGGCAUAUUAAACUGCUACAACAUGCAGAAAAAGUUGGGUCACAAAAUCACUGAUACAAAUGGAUUCUUAAAAUAUCUCAGGCUUGGGUAAUGAAUUAAAUGAAACCAACCCUUUCUAUUACAUUUAUAAGUUCAGAGAAUGAGGUCUUAGGAUUCAAUAACUGCAGAUUUCCCUCAGUUGUCUUAACAGGGCAAAGUUACAGCCCUAAACAAUUUUUCUGCCAUUUUAAUCAAAUUUAAAAAAAACAACAACCCACGAAAGACAACAACCUGGAGCUUUAAAAAGGCCAGUGUAUCCAGUUAUGUAUUGGCAUUUGGUAUUCAAUGUCGUUCACGAUGUGAAACAGCCUUUUCUUUGAAGACUCAUUGAAAUCAGUAAAACUUAACUUCCAAGUAAAUGUAGCCAGGACUAAUAAAAUUCAAUCUCACUCUUAGAUCUUAGAUAUCUGCAGGACAAAUGUCAAGGCUGUUUAGCUGCUAUGACUUAUCAGGCAUUGUAAAGGGAGAUAAACAUUCCCCAUUAAGGACACAGAAAUGCCAUCACCAAUUGUCCCUGAGUCUUCAUGGGAAUGGACAUGGCGUGUAUAAAAAAAAAAAAUCAAGAUGGCAGCUGUGAUCAUGGCCAUCUUAACUUUUUUGACACCUUCUCUGGACACGUCUCCAUAGUCCUUUGGCAAAGAUCAUGGCGGUUGAAUACAGUUGAAUACAGUUGUCUAUCUUUCUUUGAUUUAUGGUAAGAAUAGAUAUAGUUUAGGCCAAUGUGUCUCAACCUUGGCAACUUACAUCUUUUAUAGAGUUCUGUUUCUAAGUUUACUUUCACACUUUAACACAAAUUCCUUUGCUUUCAAUACAGCUCACAGCUGGUUGAAAUUGAUGGGUUUUGAUUUUUCUUGAUUCUUCAUUCUCUGAAGUCUGUCACCCAACUUUUUCGUCUUAACAGUGGUGCAUAUUUUCAAUACUCUUAAUUCUACUAUGCCAUAAAAUCCGCUCUAGUCAGUGAAUACUCCUAAUGCUGCCAAUAUAACAUUUAAAUAUUUUUUUAACCUGCAAAACAUGCAAUGAUUUAUAAAAAAAAAAAAAAAAACUUAGAAUACACAUACACAUGAAGUGGCUUUUGAGGUUUAACUAAAAAAGUAAACCUCGACCACAGACCACCUCAAACCAGAAAUACCUCAAAAUUUUCUACUUGUAUGAGUUUUAUUAUAUAUUUUGUUAGUUGUGUUAUCUUGGAGUAUGUAAAUUUUAACGUAAGUUGGCUUUUAUGAAAAGGGAGUUUUAAAAAAAGAAGAAGAAAAAAGAAAAAAUUUCCCCCAAUCUUUUAGAAAAUGCUACCACUUCUUUUCUUUUUCUUUCUAUAAAGCACCAUUGUAAAUACAUGUAAACAAUUUUAGAGGAAUUGGCUAUACAAGAUUCCUGGACAUAUUCACCAUUACUUGUGAAGGCUUGUUUCCAUUAUUUAAAAAAAAAAAUUGGUGGGAGUAGCAGGAGCACAAGUUGUUUUAGCAAAGAAUUAUUAGUAUAGCAUUUCCUUUAUGAAAUAUUUUCCUCAGGAGAUGCUAAUCAAAUUAUUUUCUUUAGAUUUGUUAUUCAGCUGUUGGUUGACUGACACCCAGUUAACGCAAUACAAAUUUGAUCAUUCAGUAAAAACACAAAGGUUGCAAUGCAAUUCCUUUUCCCCAAAGCAUUUUAAUUAACUGUAGGAGAAUCUCAGAGAAGCUUUUCUAACAAAUAAAGAACAGCAAAAGGAAACUAAUCUUGCCAAGCGGGCAUGUGGAAGCAGAGGUGCCCAAAACGAAUUGCCUUUUUUGCUUUAUAAGACAAGAAAGAGAGUCGCUUUUGACUGCUUAUGAAUGUGCAAAAAAAAAACAAAAAAAAAACCAGUUUCACUCUGCAUGCUUCUGUAUCUAUUUCAAGGGGGGGAAGAAUUGAAAUUUGCGAUUUUAUCCUUUUCUUGGGAAAAACAGCUGCCUCUCUAAUAAGGAAGCAGAAAUACUGAUGCUCCUUCUCUUUGCUCAAUGCUUGAAUCUCUAAACUAUUUAAGGUAACCGUGAGCAAUCCUGAAAUACGUUAGGUUUGCUUUUACAUAAGCUAAAAUUAAUUGAGGAAGAUGAGUUAAUUUAUUACUUCAAAAAAUGGUUGUAGAUGGCAAAUGCAGGCACCUUUUCUGAACUUCAGGAGUGGGCUUCUGUUAGGGAACAAGUGGUGACAUGUAUGUAAUCAUACAGAUGCCAUGAUGUAUAUAUUUUGUCUCAGGUGUCCUGCAACUUGUACAUAAUGGAGGCAUUUGCAUAAUUACAUCAUUGUGCAGAUGUCAUUUUGGUGUCAUUGCAGCUUCUGCAGGCACCGUGAAUUUCUUGGGGAUUUAUUCAACAAUUGUCAGUGACUACUAUGUUAAAAGACUAACUUUGCAUAUGAUUGACUAAACAGGAUGAUAGUUUCAUUGGUCAUGGGCUGUCCAUUUUUUUCCCCGGAAUAGACUUUUAUCGUUCUUCACUCUGUUUUAUAUCAAGAUUAAGCAUCUGAUUGAUUCAGAAACUUGAUUUGGCACUGGCUCUAUUAAGAAAAAAACAAAAUCUUAGAGUCAGUGAUUUAAUGCAUUCAGAAUAUACAAGAAAGUGGUUGGCACAUUUGCUCUGCAAAGCCUCAAGCCACUGUGGAGAAUCAAACUAAGACAACAUGGGCCCACCCAUGUAUUAUGAUUUUUAAAGUUAUUAGCAACUCCUUUGAUUUUUGCAGUCUCGACGUAAAGUAAUGUUUUGAGCAGAGACUAUAAUUUUACAUACGGGAGUAGCAGGCUUUAUUUGGAAGGCUACCAAUUAGGAGGCCUCAACAAAGUUCUAAUUUAUGUCUUUAUGGAUGAUAAUGUUGCCCUUAACAACAGUGGCUUCUGCAAAAAACAAAGUGAAGGAAAAUAGAUCUAUUGAGGUGAAAUAAACCUUGACAUCUGAAUGUCACUAACAGCCAUGGUGCAUGGUUAGCAGUGAGGAAGUUACACACUGUUAUUAUUGCUGUAUUGCUUCAAGUGUGCUUAUUCCUGUCUCGCAGCAUUGUUACUAUAAUGGUUAAAAUAAGCUUCAUACAGCAGUUGCUUUGCUUUUCCAUUGAAACAAAAGUUUUGAGAAGCUUUAAAGUAUUUAUUGAAAGUGCCA